AUGGAGCAGUGGGUGAGUUGUAAAAAUUCUGGUAAAAGUAAAAGAGUGGUGUCGGUGGGAUAUGAACAAGUUGAACGAGAUUUAUACAGGUGGUUCAUCAAUUGUCGGUCGAAAAAGGCCACUAAAUUGGCAGAAAAACUCGGAAUCAGUGAUUUUAAAGCUUCAAACGGUUGGCUUGACCGGUUCAAACGACGGCACAAUAUCGUCUGCAAACAAAUCAAUGGAGAAGCAAAUGAUGUAAAUCAAGAUACAGUUGAAAAUUGGAAACGCAAACUCUUAGUUCUCAUUAAAGGGUAUGAAGCUAAAGACAUUUAUAAUGCCGACGAAACUGGUCUUUUUUUUAGAGGGAUCCCUACCAAGUCUUUAGUAAUAAAGGGCGAUGCGUGUGUUGGUGGUAAAAAAUCUAAGGAUAGGUUAACUGUAUUAAUGUGUGGGAGCAUGGCAGGUGAAAUAAGGAAACCUCUUGUUAUAGGCAAAUCCAUGAAACCUCGUUGUUUUAAGAAUAUGAAUAUUGCUUUGUUACCUGUGACUUGGAAAUCUAACAAGAAGGCUUGGAUGACGGCCGAAAUAAUGGAACAGUGGUUGCAAUAUUUCAAUGCAGAUAUGCGAUCACAGAACAGAAAUAUUUUAUUAUUUUUGGACAAUGCGACAUGUCAUCCUUACAUUGAACUGUCUAACGUGAAAAUUCAUAUGCUACCCCCAAACACCACUUCGGUUUCUCAACCGAUAGACCAAGGAGUUAUUUACACCUUUAAGUCGUACUAUCGUAAAUUUAUGUUACAGUCGCUUGUGUGCAAAAUUGAUAGUUCUACUUCGGUUCACCAGCUUGCUACUUCGAUAACUGUGUUAGAUGCUGUAAAUUGGAUUUCUUUAUCGUGCAAUAGUUUAAAAAAUGAAUGUGUACAAAAUUGUUUCCGUAAAGCUGGAUUCUUGAUUGAUGGAUCGGACGUGAAUCCCAAUGAGAAUGCCCUGACUGAAAUUCAAGAUAUCUUUGCUGCACUUGAUUUUGACCAAGAACCAUUUCUGCACAUUGAUGACCAACUUGAGACGCAGCAAACCCAUGAUUCGGCUUUAUCCAUGGUUGAGAAUGAAAGUGAAAAAGACGAAGACAACGACGAAAACCAAUAUGAAGAACCAGAAAAUAUGGUAAAAGAUUACAAAACUGCUAUCUGCUACCUCGAGGAACUACAAAAAUUUUCCCUCACAGUAUCUAAUAGUGAGCUUUUGGAUUUUAUUUCGAGAGCCAAGGAGUGUGUGGAACGCGACGCCUUACAAAAUAAAAAGCAAAAAUCAAUAACCGAUUUUUUUCAAAAAAUAUAA
This is a messenger RNA of Metopolophium dirhodum (rose-grain aphid), 1320 nucleotides long. RefSeq names its product tigger transposable element-derived protein 6-like. Gene Ontology annotation, molecular function: DNA binding. The transcript has 2 exons. Lineage: Eukaryota; Metazoa; Arthropoda; Insecta; Hemiptera; Aphididae. Gene Ontology annotation, cellular component: nucleus. Bases 1 to 1320 code for a protein of 439 amino acids. The record is from RefSeq and is a predicted model, not a curated record.